AUGUCUGGCCGAAAUAUCUCUUACGGCCGUGGAGGCGCCGGCAAUAUCUCCAUGUCCCGCCAGCAGUCCGCCACCACGCCCAGUGACCUCGUCACCCCGACAAUCAAACAAGACUUCUAUACCACCGGUCGUGGAGGCACAGGAAACAUGGUUCACAACGACCCCGAUCGACCGGAGAUCGCGCGUGAAAGCCAGGACGUUGAUUCCCCGCCAUUGCGAGCGGAGCAAUUCCCUCACCACACCGGAAGAGGCGGCGCUGCGAAUGCCUACAUCCCAUCGUCGGAGGAAGAAGAGCGCGCUCGUCAGCAAGCUCACGCCCAGGAAGCCGAGCUUCUGCGAGUGCGCACCCAGUCCAAGGAUCGCAUCAGGGAGGCCGAGCACGAGCGACAGGAGCUGCGAAAUCAGCAAUAG
Penicillium cinerascens is the source of this 411-nucleotide messenger RNA. RefSeq names its product DUF3602 domain-containing protein. The record is from RefSeq and is a predicted model, not a curated record. Bases 1 to 411 code for a protein of 136 amino acids. Lineage: Eukaryota; Fungi; Ascomycota; Eurotiomycetes; Eurotiales; Aspergillaceae. The transcript is spliced from 3 exons.